CACGUCAACAGAGUGCCACAUCAGCAGAGUGCCACGUCAGCAGCAAAGUGCAGCCGGACACUAAAUGCGCCGCAGCCAACGAUUGGCAGAUCGCAAAUCCAAGGCAGCCAAGCCCCAACAGGGACCCAAGGCACUGCAGAUCCCGCGCAGGCGACGCACAGCCAUGGCUGCAGCAGCCGGCCAUGCCGACAGCAACAUGCCAGGCAGUCCCAAGAGGCUGGUUCCCCCUCCUGUGGCAGUUCAACGGGCAGAUGAAGACGCACUCACGUUUCUCGAGAGUCUCCAACAGUAUACGGAGGCCAAUGCCACCGAACUCCGCACAUGGGAGAAGGAGAAUGCCGCCCGACGGGAAGCCAUCCGACUCCAACAAGAAGCGAAACAGGCAGCACGUCCGCAGGCCGCUGCGGACUCUGCGGCAGCCGCACGGCAGCAGCAGCAGCAGCUCGAGGCAAGUCAGACUCAGGCUCGGUUCCAGGCUGCCAUGAACCUUCUCAACGAAGAAGCCGCAUACGACACAGUAGUUCGACAACAACACUUCCGAGCAACUGAGGAGCAAGAAGAACCAACCGAGGAAGAGAGAAACAGGGAAACUACAGCAGUCUUAAUUGAGAACCUGUUGUACACGUGCAAUUGGCAGCAACGUGAACUGUUGGCUAUGCGGCAGGUCCUCAUCCGCCAUGAAGGCAACUUCAAGGCUAUGGAUCAGCACAUCACUGCCCUGCAGGCCGACACCGGCAUUCUGCAGGCCGCCGACAGCCAACAGCAGGCCAUCAACGACCGACUGCAGGACUCCGUCGAUGCCGGGAUGGCACAACUGUCCGUAGUCGAGUCAACGGGCGGUGCCGUUUCAGACAGCAGCCCCGCUUUGGCCGCUCAAGCCAAACAGCUCGAUGAGCGGAUCAAUCACAUCGUCACAUCCCUUGGCGACAUCAGCAAGUUUGCCGGAACCUCGACAGACAGCAGUCAAUUGAAGACGCUCAACGAGCAAGUCCAGCAACGCGCAGCCGCCAAGGAAUGGAAGAUGCCGAACUUCAAGAUCGAGAAGUUCGACGAUUACCACAAGAAGGAUCCGCUGCAAUGGUGGAUGGCGUUCAACGCGGAGGCCGACGUACAUCAUACUCCGCCCCUACGGCGGAUGGAAGCAUUGUACCUCCAACUUAUAGGCGGGGCGCAAGCAUUCAUGACGCACAUGGCCGUCACGCUCGAAUGUACCAUCGCCACCCUCCAGCCCACCAAACACGUCAUCUGCGCCUGCCUCGACAAGGACAAGGAGAAUGUCAAACGUCCGGGGCUCGGGAAACUGAGCACCGCGGGAAGUGUCACGACAACACUUCCCAAUCCGCCGGGGUCGGCUGCCUUGCUAGCAGCCUCUCUCACAUCCGGGGACACCGCGGUAGUCGCAAGUUCUCGCAUUGAGUUUGAGAACUAUGUUGUCGAGCUGGUCCCACUGUUGAACCAGCCCCUCCACAUGCAAGAUUCAAGCGUAUGCGUGGCAGUUCCGUCGUCGGACAACGAACCGGUUGCUUCGCCAGCCCUUCCAACGGAGGACCCGUCAACUUGGACGAGACUUGAGGAUCUCGACCCGUUGACGGUUGAGGACUUCCAAUGGUUGCCUCUUCCCUCCACCGGUUCUUUGCCAGUUUCGCAUCGCAAUGCCUUAAUGGCACAUCUACUCGAAUACUUGCACGCUGCAGUACCACCUCCGUUGACGGACAGUGGAGUAGCGGUUGUUGAUCUUCAUAACUAUCUUGCGAAGAUCGACCGCGAGUACGCAACGCAACGUGCCUUGAUCGAUUGUGGAGCGACUUGCAACUACAUCAGCCAAGACUUCAUGGCACGCGUCAGGCUUGGCCCGCGCGUUCGAAGGAAAAGUCGGCCUACGCACGUCACGUUGGCCGAUGGUCACACGCAAAAGUCAAUCGACCGAUGCGUUGACUCGGUGCCCGUAUACUUUGCCCCGCUAGCAUGCGAGGCCGUGUCUUUCGACAUAUUGGACACCAAGUUCGAUACGAUCCUACGCAUGUCGUGGCUGCAAAGCGAAGACCAUCCGGUGAACUUCCAUCAACGCACCGUUCACGUUCGUGAUCGGCUCGUCGAACUAGUCCCGUGUACGGUGCCGCUUCCUCAUCCUUCGAUUGGUUGUCACGUGGUAUCCGCGGUGAACAUUCGCCAAUCCAUCCGGCGGAACGACAUCGAGGAAAUGAGCAUAUGUUUUCUUCACGCCCUCCCACCUGGUGAUCAGCCCCAGACGGAUAUGUCGGACCCACGCAUCAUUGAGCUGUUGGACAGCUAUGAGGAUGUCUUUCAAGCUCCCGCCGGACUCAUAUCGGAUCGGCCCAUACGCCACGGGAUCACUCUCGAGGACGGCGCCGUACCUCCGCGCGGAUGUAUCUACCGCAUGAGCGAAGAGGAACUUCAAGUGCUUCGGGCACAACUAGACGACCUCUUAGCCAAGGGCUGGAUUCGCCCUAGCUGUUCGCCAUACAGUGCUCCCGUUCUCUUCGUCCGGAAGAAGAACAAGGACCUUCGUUUGUGCAUCAACUAUCGGAAACUUAACGUGCAAACGAUCAAGAACGCCGACCCUCUCCCUCGGAUCGAUGAUCUUCUCGAGCGACUAGGCGGGGCCAAGUACUUCUCAAAGCUUGACCUCAAUCGGACGCUGGACGAGCACCUCGAGCAUCUUCGCGCCGUUUUGGAGCGGCUUCGUAUCGCCAAGUACAAGGCAAACCGCGACAAGUGCGAGUUUGCCCAGCAAGAGCUCGAGUACUUAGGCCAUUACGUUACGCCGCAAGGCAUUCGUCCGCUCGCGGACAAGGUACAAGCGAUUCAAGAUUGGUCGGACCUCAAGUGCAAGGAAAGAUGGGACAAGGAUGUCAGGAUUAGAAAGGAGAAGACAAUUGUAGGUGAUAUGGUGCUUCUCUACGAUGCAGCAUUAGAAAGGACAUGGUCGGGGAAAUUGGCGAACAGAUGGAUGGGACGCUACCACGUAGUCGGCGCGCUCAGCUGGGGAGCAUAUAUGAUUGCUGCAUUAGAUGGGUCUAAGUGUAAGGAUCCUGUGGCAGGAGUUAGACUGAAGUUGUUCACCCCGAGGGAAACCCCUACCCCUGCACUAACUCUGCCAGAUCCAAAAGGGAAGGAGAAAGCCAAGGUGGCAGAUGAGGAACCAUCGAGACGGUUCAAGGUAGGUGAGAGUUUGAGGAAGAGAAAGAGAGUGGAGACCAAGAAAAUGAGUGGCUUAACGCUGGGAAAGAAAAGGAAAUGGCCUUUUGUGCUGCAGAGAGUCCGCGAUGAGGCGGGGCAUUUGCGACGCUGCCACUCCAACGAAGAAAGAAGCUGAGAAACAUUCGAAUAUCUAAAGCCCAAAGAGGCAAGAAACACCCUCUCAGUCCUAGAGUCAAUGAAAAACCUAAGCACAA
Chara braunii is the source of this 3416-nucleotide messenger RNA. The record is from the annotation of a GenBank genome assembly. NCBI's taxonomy places the organism in Eukaryota, Viridiplantae, Streptophyta, Charophyceae, Charales, Characeae.